UUGGUUCGCUUGACAGCCUCUCGUUGUGAAGGAGUUGUGUUUUGUGAGCACCUGCAUUUUCACGGGAUUUCCGGGUGCUGCAGGUGGAUCAGCUGGUGAGGAAGUAGCGCAGUGUGUCCCCCAAGCGAUGUAGCAUCUGACCCGUGUGGAGUUUGCUGUGACACGAGGAUGGAUUUGGAGAAUAACAACAAAAUUCACGGGCUCUCCACUGCUGAGGCGCUAACGCGCCUUCGCGAGGAGAUCGAGGGCAUCCUGACAGUGUACGAGGGCAGAUUCAGCAGGGAGAGAUGGACUGAGAAAUUGCGUGCCACAUUUAAUGCAGGAACUCCGCUGCAUUCUUUUGCCAUUUUCACUUCCUUUUUCGCCAUCAUCCUGCUCCUGAUUGCGGGACAUUUUCUAGCUGCUGGCCUCGUGCUGGCGCUCCUGUUCGUCAAUAUUUGGCUCGUGAUCCGCGAGAACAAUCUCAAGCGAUCGGAGAUGUUCAGGAAAGUCGCCGAUGUCGCUGAUGUCAUUCGCCUGGCCACUUCCAGCUGCCACAAGUGGACUCCGACCAACUAUCCGCAUCUCUGCUCACCGCUCUCGCCCUGCGUCACUCUGCAAACAACCAUUCGCGAUGGCAAAGUCGUGAACCUGCCGUGGGCGCUUCUCGUCCGCGGCGAUCACAUCGUCAUCCGCCCCGGUCAGAUUGCGCCGGGAAAAUGCCGGCAAGCGAAUGGGGAGCGCAUAUUCGUGUCCGGCGAGACGUACACGCAGACUGAGGGCACGGAGCCGCCCGUGGUGCCAACGCAAAGGUCUCCACUGCCCGAUCUCACGUGCAUCCUCGAGGUGACACCUUUCCUGGACAACCUCAGGACCACGCUGAACAAGUUCCUGUGCCGCCCAGAGACCAUCUUCAACCAGCAAAGGCACUUGCUUGUGACUGUGUUCAUCCAAUUGUGGGGCUUCCUGAUUGUUCUUCUGGUCACGUGGCUAUUUGCUGUGCUUAACUACAAUGGGCAUCUCUUCUCGCCGCCUGGACUCACGUGGAUCGGCGCGUUCAUUGAGAACGCUGUGUGCGCUGUGAUGCCGACCUUGCCUCUCACUUUCCCAGCGAUGUGGCUCCUGCUCAAUCUCUGGGGUGUGGCGAAGCUGGAGACUCUUCUGUCCAUCCCGCGUCCCUUUCAGGAGAAGUCCAGUCCCAGUGAAUUUCACGCUGAUCUGGACAAUUCACCGGUGGUGGACUGGGCGAAUUUGACGCUGCCGUGGCGCACGAAGGUGGGCAAUUGGAUCAACUUGAUUCAGGGCGAUGCAUCGAUUCUCGGCCGGAGUUCGAAUGUUGUGCAAGUUCUGGGAACGAUGACAGCGCUGUGCUGUGUGGAUAAGAAGGGGAUCCUGUCGUGGCCAAAUCCCACCGCUGAGAAGGUGUUCUUUUUGCGUGAUCCGAGGGAGAAGCAGAGUGCUCACUCGAGCUCUACUAGCUUUGAGUCGCAGCAGAAUGGACAGCAGCCGCAGAAGGAGAAGAGUGUGGCUGAAGUUCUGGAUCUUACACAUGAUCAGCACAGUCCGUUCAAGCUUGAGUUUGAUAGUCAAGAAUGGAGAAAUCAUUUGGAUUCACUGAAGCCUUUGGGACUCGCUAUUCUUGUGAACACUUGCUGCCCACUGACUCAGGCUUACUAUUCCCAAUUCUGUGGCCAUGUUACGGCUGUGGCGCUCUUUGACAAAGAUUUGGUGCCAGUCACCAAUCGGUAUGAGAUUGUUGAGUCGAGUUUGAAUAGUUUUAUGCAUGGCCGCUGCCUAUGUGGAUUGUCAACAAAGAUUGGCUUCAAGAAGAGAGCGAGAGACGUUUUCACGCUACAAGGGAAGAUUGCAAGUUAUCGACAUUUGGAGCCUGAUGUCGUUCGUCGGGACACCAGAUUCACGCGUUCAUUGGAGUUGGCGUCGAAGGUGAAAGUGCCCUUCCCACAUUCGUUGUCCGUGGUUUUACGCCAACAUCGUGAUCAGUCGUUGCAACUGAUGACUCAGGGAACGGCGGACAUCAUUCUUGAUUGCUGCGACGAUUACUGGGAUGGGAAGGAUUUGCGCCCGCUGGGCGAGGUGGAGAGGAAGCGAGCACAGGAUUUUUACCAGAGAAAUGCCCUAACUGCCUAUUGUACGGCAUUUUCCUAUCGGCCAUUGCGGAGAGGAAUUUCUGGGCCUCUUUCUGGAACAUCUUCCAAAGUGGCGUACAUGGAAUUGCCUCCGGAGUCCAUCUACAAGAUGUCACAUAUUGAUCCGUCUAAGUGUGAGCACAUAGACACGGCGGAGGAGCGAAUGAAGGGCACUCCGAAUCUGGACAAUGUGAAUUACACUGAUCCCAAGGCGGCGAAUGUGAAUGAUGUUGAGGGAUGUUUCGAGAUGAAGUGCCAUCAGAUCUUCAUAGGGAUGGUGACGAUGCAAUAUCAGGCGCAGACUGAUAUUGUGCAUUUGAUUGAGCGUCUGGACAGAGCUUGCAUUCGGUUUGUUCACUUCUCCAAGGAGAAUGAAUUGCGUUCUCGUGUUUUCUCGGAGAAAAUGGGCCUCGAAUCGGGGUGGAAUUGUCAUAUUUCACUCUUGAGUGGUGUUCAGGAGGACAUGGAAACUGAAGGGAAGGAGGAGUUGGAGAAUGAGAAGAGUCAUUUGUUGGGUAAACAAACGACGAGCCCAUCAGUUCGUGGGUCUGCCAUGAGCCUCUCGAAGAUGGACAGUGAAGGCCGAGAGGAGUCCAUCAAGAUGGAGAUCAUGGAUGAGACUGGCAGACAUUUGUCCACUGACACCACUCUCGCUUGUGAUAAUCAAGCGAAUGCCGGAACACAAUCUUUGAGCUGCCUCACGGAUUCCACAGAGCAGAGUGGACCUGUCCUCUGGAACGCGAACAAGGCAAAGCUUCCUCGAGGAAUUGAGAACAUUCGACCCCAUCUGGAGAAGGUGGACAAUGUGCCACUUCUUGUGUCUCUCUUCACGGAUUGUUCAGCUGAUGCCACGCGCGAGAUGUUGAGCAUUAUGCAGUCGUACGGUGAAAUUGUCGUGUGCCUGGGAUCCUCGGCCAAUGCCACGAAUGCAGAGAUCUUCCUCCAGGCGGACUGCAGCAUUGGCGUGGAGCCCUUCUAUCCACAAGUGUGUCAGGAUUUUCCCGCGUAUGUGGAGACAAAUCUCACGAGCCAAACCACCGGCACUUAUCGUAGUCGCUUGGCCAAAUGGCUGCCGCCAAAGCAGUACAAUCGUAGCGCCGUGAUUUCUCCCGUGUACCUGAGUCGGCUGCUCAACUCCCUGCCCUGCUCCAUUGCCAUCUCGCGCGAGGACCCGCUGUCCAUUGUGGCGCUGAUCGAAUUAUCACGCCGCGUGACUGUGGGGGUCUGGAAUUGUCUUCAAUUCCUUAUGUGCUGUCUCUGUUCCUUGGCAGUAGUGAACACAUUGAGUGCUUUCGCGGGCAUCGCGCCCAUCUUCCCACCGCUCACGCUCGUCUACCUCAUGGUGGUGACCACACCACUCAUAUCGCUGACGCUCACGCGAACGCCCGCCGAUUCGGACACCAUGCACAGGGCAACGUGGCGCAAAUCAAAGGUGGACAGGAACCUGUGCCUGUUCGUGCUCUGGUGUUACGCCUGUAAAUUCAUCCCAUCAAUUGUCAUCACGUUCACCUUUUCGUGCAUCUUCCUGGGCCAUCCUGUCGAUCUUCUCACGGAUGGUGAGAGCUCGAGCGAUGAUCUCAAGUUGGUGAAGUAUUUCACCCUCUACGGAAUCAUUGUUCAUUUGGUUGUCAUCUCCGCGAGCUUCGUCCAUCGUAGUCACUUGUUGUGGCAGCGCAAUCCCUUCUCCAACUCCAUGUGGGUCAUUUGCACGACGAUGAUGCUCACGUUUCACACCGUCCUUCUGCUCGUCCAGGUGCUCAUCGAUGAACGCUUUGGGCCUAUUCUGGCGACCAAAUGGCCCAGCGUCGCCUUCCUGCUGGCCUCCACAUUUAUUGUGCUCGCCAUUGUGGAGCUCAUCAAGCGCGAGGAGAUCAAAGCCAACAAUCGAUAUCAGAGGAGAGCAAGAUUGGACUUUGGGACAAAGUUGGGGAUGAAUUCACCCUUUUAGGCGGCCCUCCUGCAAUUGGGGAGAGAGAGAGAGAAAAAGUGUGGCUGUCUUUUAUGUUUUCUCGGAUAUUUUUAAGUGUCUUUUUUAGAAGAGUUUUCUACAAAAAAACAAUGUGAGUAUAGAGAAAAAGAUUGUAUAUCUCUUUAGGAUCUCUUUGCCAUGAAAUAAAGGGCGUGUGUGUGAAU
Molecule: messenger RNA, 4259 nt
Organism: Phlebotomus argentipes
Lineage: Eukaryota; Metazoa; Arthropoda; Insecta; Diptera; Psychodidae
Product: transmembrane protein 94
Exons: 7
Coding region: 169-4074 (1301 amino acids)
Source: RefSeq, a predicted model, not a curated record